CCUUGCGCAUUGCAUGUUUAUUGAGGAGUAAAUCCCACUAUGUUGAAUGGGGCUUUCUCCCAGAGAGGCUGGGGAAGCGAUUUCCGUUUGGGAAGAGGGGCGGUGCUUGGAGUGCGCAACAUGGCGGCUAAGAGACAGCGUGGAGCCGGUAAAAGAGCGCCUACGGGGCCGAAGAGAAAACGUGCUAAGAAGGCUCCAGAGCGAACGGGUGAGGGAGAAGAGGAGAAGAAGAAAGCCGCGUCCUCCGUGGUCGGUUCGGGACAGCAUGAGUACUUCGUACCACCCCCAGUCUCUCAGGGCAAAUGGAAAAACAAAGAAAGAGUGCUCAUUUUCUCAUCCAGAGGGAUCAAUUUUAGGACAAGACAUCUAAUGAAAGACUUAAGAAUGUUGAUGCCCCAUUCUAAAGCAGACACCAAAAUGGACAGAAAGGACAAACUAUUCAUAGUUAACGAGGUCUGUGAAAUGAAAAACUGCAAUAAGUGCAUAUUUUUUGAAGCAAAGAAGAAGCAGGAUCUUUAUGUAUGGCUUUCAAAUGUUCCCCAUGGACCAUCAGCUAAGUUUUUAGUACAAAAUAUUCACACACUGGCUGAACUGAAGAUGACUGGGAAUUGUUUGAGAGGCUCCCGACCCCUUCUGUCUUUUGAUCAGACUUUUGACCAGGAGCCCCAUUAUGCAUUGCUGAAAGAGCUGCUUAUUCAGAUCUUUAGUACUCCACACUAUCACCCCAAAAGCCAGCCUUUUGUAGAUCAUGUCUUCACAUUCUCCAUAACAGACAAGAGGAUUUGGUUUCGAAAUUACCAGAUCGUAGAUGAUGGAGCCCUUGUAGAAAUUGGGCCUCGCUUUGUUUUAAACCUUAUCAAGAUCUUCCAGGGCAGCUUUGGAGGACAAACCUUGUAUGAAAACCCUCAUUAUCAGUCUCCAAAUAUGCAUCGGCGGACAAUAAGACUAGCCACAGCAGCUAAAUUCAAAGAAAAGCAACAAAUGAAAGAGCUCCAGAAACUGAGGAAGAAAGAAGAGAAGCCACUUAUUCUUGAUGAUCCCACGGAACAAGUUUUUGAAACUCCAGCAGAGGAAAAGCCCAUGGAGAUAGAACUGGUGAAACCAGAGCCAAAAGUUAGCUUGAAGAAGAAAAAUAAAUUGCAUCAGCGAGAGAGGAAGCUGAAGAAAAGACUGGGUGGAAUUGGAGCAUAGAAUAUUCGAAGGGGUGGGGAAAUUAACUGUGACUUGAUAACACAACCAUUUAAUCAGCUUUUACUAUUGUUUGUAUAACUGAUUUUUGUACAGGAACUUUAUAAACAUAUAUGUCAUUCAGCGUGGGCUAGUUUUGUAAUUUGCAAGUAACUUUUUUCCGUGUGUCUUUUAAUAUGGCUUCUAAAAUGCUUAAGUAAAUAAAAAAUCUAUGGAGAACAGCUUGGAAAAAUGUCCAGCAGUUUAGUAGCAGUUUCUCUGUGCUACUUCAACAGGAACAGCCCACAUCCAUUUGCCCUACUCCUCUAUGUUGGUUGAACAUUGUCUGGUGCAGAGUUUGACUGCUCCCAGCUCCCAACACUUUAAUGAGGAAAUCUUAAAGACUUGGAGCUUCCUCUGUGUAUGGUUACAUGAUUUUUAAUGUUGCUGUGAGAAAAUGCAGUAGCUAAUAGAGUAGAGAGUUUUCCAGCAGAUGCCAUUGCUGUGUUAGCCUGUUGCCAUUCAUGUGUUAUAUAGGGUAGUGUGUGUCCUAUUUCCUGUGCCUGUGGGUCCAUCAGUGGGGCAGCCCUUUCUUUUUCCACAGCUGAUGCUAAGGUUGUUUGUGUUCCAUGAGUUCAAAAUGAAAUUCUGCAGCAAGAAAAGUUGAAUUCUACAACCUGUAAAUUAAAGAUGGACGUGCCUGGUUUUUUACUAUA
Molecule: messenger RNA, 1883 nt
Organism: Rhineura floridana
Lineage: Eukaryota; Metazoa; Chordata; Lepidosauria; Squamata; Rhineuridae
Gene: BRIX1
Product: biogenesis of ribosomes BRX1
Exons: 11
Coding region: 40-1191 (383 amino acids)
Biological process (GO): ribosomal large subunit assembly; rRNA processing
Cellular component (GO): nucleolus
Molecular function (GO): rRNA binding
Source: RefSeq, a predicted model, not a curated record